Molecule: messenger RNA, 1629 nt
Organism: Zootoca vivipara (common lizard)
Lineage: Eukaryota; Metazoa; Chordata; Lepidosauria; Squamata; Lacertidae
Source: RefSeq, a predicted model, not a curated record
AUGCGCCGGAAAGGGGGCGGCCGCUGGCAGGACGAGGCCGCGGACUCUGGAGCCGAGACGGCCGGGUCGGAAUACAGCUGUGUGUCAUCUUCGAGCAGUGAGCUUUCUGUGGACAAUGUGCAGGAUCCUUUCCUUCUUAGCAUGCACCUAAUUGCAGACCCAGGAGACUCUGGUGUCCUCCAGCAAGCCAUCGAUAGCCUAUUGGCAUGGAUCCACCCGGAUCUCCAACUCUUCCGUGUUUCGGAAAGGGGGAAACCAAGGAAGCCUGACAAGGCCAUAGUCUCCCAGCCAGCCCUUGCGGUAAUCCUCUUUCUGAAGGAAGAAUAUGACGAAGAGCCAAUCUUGCAGCUCCACAAGUCCUUUCAAAGGCCGCCCUGGCAUUACCACCACACCGAACAGGUGCAUGGCAACUUCCUCCCUUACAUGCCAGGCAGCCAGGACUUUUUCACCUUGGCGCAAGGCACUCCUCUGUGGGCCAUACGGCCAGUGCAUUACGGGAAGGAAAUAAUACGCUUCACCAUCUACUGCAGGAACGAAAAAUUUGCCAGCGUUAUGAAGCUCUACGAACUAAUUCUGAGGAGACGGGUUUGUCAGAAGAAGGCAGGGUUUUGUGUCUUUCCUGUCUAUUCCAAUGUGGAUAUUGAUAUUCAGUUGUCUUUGAAGAGGCUUCCCAAAGGCCAUAUGCCAAGUCCCACGGAGUCAGCGGUGCUGGAAUUCCGAGUAAAGGAUAUUGAGCAGCUGGUGCCUCUCUUGCCUAACCCUUGCAGUCGGAUCAGUGAAGGCAGGUGGCAAACUGAAGAUCCUGAUGGGAACAAGAUCCUCCUGCAGGCCCGGUAUAGGAAGUGUGGUAAGCUGAACAAGUUUUCCUCACCGUCUCCUGCAAGGCACCUUCCUGUUACACGGCUUCCAAGUUUUCUUCCCCAAAGCAGCAGAUGGACUCUCAACAAAGCCAGUGAUCCUUCAAAACCAGUUUAUUCCAUUGCAUUUCACCAUGCCAGUCUGUGCCUUGGCAUUUCCCAGCAGGACUUGAGAAAUCACAACCAAGCACUUUCCACUGGGAGACCCGGCGGAGCCUCUGCAGACUCAGGUUCAUUUCAGCGAAGCAAGUCUCUUGCUUGCUUGCCCACAAUGCGCUCUUCCCUGGUCCCCAAAUCUUUCCAUUUCAGUGAGCCAAACUCAUUAAGCACUUUCUCUUCUGGGCACAGGACAAGAAGCAGAGUUAACAUUGAUGACUUGGAAGGAGUUCAGGAGACUGAUGUGGACACAGGGAUGAAACUUGCCUUCGCUGAUCUAUCUGUGGUCUCGGCUUAUUCAGUUUCGGAUGGGUUCAGUAAUGACGUGGAAGCAAAGACAAAGAAUACUAUACAAGAGCAAAGUGUCAAGAGAUUUAAGCAGCCUGGCUCUCGAGGAAGAUCGCCAUCAGCCAAGUGUAACAUCUUUGAAUUAUCUUCCAGCUCUCCUCCUUUUUCUUUUGAUUGGUUUUCCAGCUCUUCAGAGUCACAUUCAGGUUCUCCUUCGGCAGGUUCCUUUGAGAUAAAAGGUUUGCCAAGAGGAACCGUUUUCCCUUUUGCUGACAGCAGAACAACCGGUGGUGGAAAAAAGAAAGAAGAAGAAUUCUACAUCUGAACC